Molecule: messenger RNA, 1698 nt
Organism: Vombatus ursinus (common wombat)
Lineage: Eukaryota; Metazoa; Chordata; Mammalia; Diprotodontia; Vombatidae
Product: zinc finger protein OZF-like
Exons: 2
Biological process (GO): negative regulation of transcription by RNA polymerase II
Molecular function (GO): DNA-binding transcription repressor activity, RNA polymerase II-specific
Source: RefSeq, a predicted model, not a curated record
GCUGGGAGAGAAGGCCUGAAAUCAAACAGUCAGUCCCAAAGCUGGACAUUUCUCUGGAUGAGUUAUGCCAGGAAAACCUCGUAAGGGAUGGUACCUGUGCCUCCGAGUUGAGACAAACCUGGGAAUGUGGUCCCCAGUUAGAGAGGAAACAGAGCAAUGAGGAAAAAUCUCAUGAAUGUAGUGAAUGUGGCAAGGCCUUCAGCCAAGGAACACAUCUGACUCAGCAUAGGAAAAUUCAUACUGGAGAGAAAUCUUAUGAAUGUAAUGACUGUGGGAAGGCCUUCUGCUGGAAGAUAGACCUUACUCGACAUCAGACUAUCCAUAGUGGUGAAAGACCGUACGAAUGUAAUGAAUGUGGGAAAACCUUCCGCCUGACUACAGCUCUUAAUCUGCAUAGAAGAAUUCAUACUGGAGAGAAACGUUAUGUAUGUAGUGAAUGUGGGAAGUUCUUUAACCGGAGGGCAAAUUUAACACGCCAUCAGAACAUUCAUACUAGAGAGAAACCUUAUCAGUGCAAUGAAUGUGGCAAGGCUUUCUGCCAGACCAAAGAACUUACUCGACAUCAAAAGAUUCAUACAGGAGAGAAACCUUAUGAGUGUAAUGAAUGUGGGAAGGCUUUCUUUCAGAAGAGAGACCUUACUCGACAUCAGAGUAUUCAUACUGGAGAUAAACCUUAUACAUGUAAUCAGUGUGGCAAGGCGUUUCGACAUAGUACAGUUCUAAUUGGGCAUCAGAGAGUUCAUUCUGGAGAAAAGCCUUAUGAAUGUAAGGAAUGUGGGAAGUCUUUUACUUGGAGAACAUAUCUUACUCGACAUCUGAGAGUUCAUACUGGAGAGAAACCUUUUCAGUGUAAUGAAUGUGGGAAGGCCUUCUUUCAGAAAAAAGGACUUACUCGACAUCAAAAGAUUCACACUGGAGAGAAACCUUAUGAAUGUAAUGAGUGUGGGAAAGCUUUCCGCCGGAACACAGACCUUACACAGCAUCAACGAGUUCAUACUGGAGAGAAGCCUUACAUAUGUAAAGAAUGUGGGAAGGCCUUUAACAGGAACACACACCUUACUCAACAUCAGCGAAUCCAUAAGGGAGACAAACCUUAUCAAUGCACACAGUGUAGGAAAGCCUUCUUUCACAUAAAGGAGCUUGUUAGACAUGAGAGAGUUCACACUGGAGAGAAACCUUAUGAAUGCACAGAAUGUGGGAAAGCCUUCUUUGAGAAAAAAGAACUUAACCGACACCAGCGGAUUCAUACUGGAGAAAAACCUUAUGUAUGCGUAGAAUGUGGCAAGUCCUUCCUCCGAAAGACACAUCUUAUUGUGCACCAGAGAGUUCACACUGGAGAGAAACCUUAUCAGUGUAAUGAAUGUGGGAAGGCUUUUUGUCAGAGCUCAGCUCUCUAUCUACACCAGAGAAUUCACACCGGAGAGAAACCUUAUCAGUGUAGUAAAUGUGGGAAGGCUUUUUGUCAGAGCUCAUCUCUUAAUCUACACCAGAGAGUUCACACUGGGACCAUCAUUUUCCAAGUCAAAGCCUUGGAGGCUGUCUCUGUCGCCUGCCAUAUAAAAGUGAUGGCUGUUGAAAUGAUCUGCUAAUGGGAUUCCCUGCUUCCAGUCUCUUCCUUCUCCAGUCUACACAACACACCUGUCAAAUAAGCUCAUGAGCAGUUACCCCCUAAAUAAAGCCUUUUAAUCUCGGCCUGAA